This is a messenger RNA of Closterium sp. Yama58-4, 918 nucleotides long. The record is from the annotation of a GenBank genome assembly. NCBI's taxonomy places the organism in Eukaryota, Viridiplantae, Streptophyta, Zygnematophyceae, Desmidiales, Closteriaceae.
AUGCGCGGUCAUCUUUCGUCCGAUCUGCAGAAUUGCCAGCUCUCAGCUCGAGUGCGGGAGGGUGCUUGCAACGACGUUAUCACUGAGGUGGUGCGACAGACGCAGAAGCCACAGGAAACGGUGAUUCUCAGCGACAAAUGCGCGGAAAGACUGGCUGAGAUUAUCAAAGAGGAAGGGCGUGACGUGUGUUUACGAUUGACCGUGGAGGGAGGCGGCUGUUCUGGGUUCCAGUAUAUCUUCACUCUGGAUGACAAGGUCACUGCUGAAGAUAGCAUUUUCGAGCGUGAUGGAGUACGGCUGGUGGUAGACAAUGUAUCUCUGCUUUUUGUGAAUGGCGCCACUGUGGACUUCACAGACGAACUCAUUCGUUCUUCCUUUCAGGUGAUCAGCAAUCCCAACUCCGCGUCAUCGUGUGGCUGUGGUGCCUCAUUUACAGCAAAACAAUGCUCAGGCGUCGAGGCAUCCGCAUCCCUCCGAUCUCGCCUGAACCUGCAAUCGUCCUUUAAAGGCGAUGCUCUCGUUGCUCUCCCAGUCCGCACUGUUAGCAAGCGAUCCUCCGAGAGGCUCGUGGUGGUGGACGAGGCCGUCGUGCAGUUCAUCCGCGGCGUCAACGAGCAAACCAUUCCCGAAGUCCGACUCACGCGAUCCAGGGACGGCACCAGCGGCACGGCGACGUUUGUGUUUGAGCAGCCGUCGGUGUUCGAUCAGCCCAGCGACCUGGGCGACAUCACGGGGCUCUUCAUGAUCGACGAGGAGGGCGACCUGCAGACGGUGGACGUGAGCGCCAAGUUCAUCAAUGGCAAGCCAGCGGGUAUUGAGGCGAAAUACAUUAUGCGCUCGGAGAGGGAAUGGGACCGCUUCAUGCGCUUCAUGGAGCGGUACGCCGAGGCCAACAACCUGGGCUUUGUCAAGAAGUGA